Molecule: messenger RNA, 351 nt
Organism: Symbiodinium necroappetens
Lineage: Eukaryota; Dinophyceae; Suessiales; Symbiodiniaceae
Source: the annotation of a GenBank genome assembly
GACUUCAUGAUCCAAGGCGGCGACUUCACCAAGGGCGACGGCACGGGUGGCAAGUCCAUCUAUGGUGAGAAGUUCGCGGACGAGAACUUCAAGCUGAAGCACAAGCGGCCAGGUCUCCUCUCGAUGGCAAACGCCGGGAAGGACACGAAUGGCAGCCAGUUCUUCAUUACCACCGUGACCACCCCGCACCUGGAUGGUCGGCACGUCGUCUUCGGUACCAUCCUUGAGGGCAUGAAGUUCGUGAGGGAGAUCGAGAAGCAGAACGGCACACCACCUGCGGAGGAGUGCAAGAUCGAGGAUUCUGGGGAGCUAGAGCUGGAGAAGCCUUUCAAGGACACGCUGGGGGUUUAG